AAAAGGCUUCUUCCUGGACGCGCAGCAGGAAGGAAAGAUCUCAUCGAGACAGACAGUGAAGAAAACUCUUCUAGUACUUCAAGAUGGGGCGUAUGCAUUCAAGAGGAAAGGGGAUCUCUGCAUCUGCUUUGCCGUACAAGCGUUCACCUCCCGCUUGGCUCAAGACCACCGCGCUCGAUGUUGAUGAGUCGAUAUGCAAGUUUGCAAAGAAGGGUUUGACACCUUCUCAGAUUGGUGUCAUUCUCCGUGACUCCCACGGUAUCCCUCAGGUCAAGAGUGUUACCGGUAACAAGAUCUUGCGUAUCUUGAAAGCACACGGUCUUGCACCUGAGAUUCCUGAGGAUCUCUACCACUUGAUCAAGAAGGCAGUUGCUAUCCGCAAGCACUUGGAGAGGAACAGGAAAGACAAAGAUUCCAAGUUUAGGUUGAUUCUUGUUGAGAGCAGGAUCCACCGUCUUGCUCGCUACUACAAGAAGACCAAGAAGCUUCCUCCUGUCUGGAAGUACGAGUCUACUACUGCCAGCACCCUUGUUGCUUAGAGAGAGCACGGAUUGAAUUGGAAGUUCUUCAAGAACUCUCGUUUCUAUUCACUUUGUGUAUCAACUGGAUUUAAUUUCUCAUUUUCGUGUUAGUGCUUGUUUUGUUUUGUCAUGUCACAAUUGUGGUUUUAAUCAUUUUCAAGGAAACUUAAAUUUUA
Raphanus sativus (radish) is the source of this 697-nucleotide messenger RNA. Its product is annotated as 40S ribosomal protein S13-2. Gene Ontology annotation, cellular component: cytosolic small ribosomal subunit; nucleolus; ribosome. Gene Ontology annotation, biological process: translation. NCBI's taxonomy places the organism in Eukaryota, Viridiplantae, Streptophyta, Magnoliopsida, Brassicales, Brassicaceae. Bases 84 to 539 code for a protein of 151 amino acids. The transcript is spliced from 5 exons. The record is from RefSeq and is a predicted model, not a curated record. Gene Ontology annotation, molecular function: small ribosomal subunit rRNA binding; structural constituent of ribosome.